CAUAAUGCAGAUUUUUGCAUUAAAUUAUAAAACGUAUUUAUGUCUCUAAGACGCCGUUUCUUUUUAAGGAUUAGCUAAUAGAUCCUUUUGGCCUUCAAAUCGCAAAUUGUCCAAUUGGGUCGUUUUAGGGCCGCUGUUUUUUUCGGUGCGGGCGAUUGCAUAUGCACUCGAAAAAGUCGCGUUCUCCGUCAACGUCUCGAAUAUGUUAUCUCGCCGAUUAACAAAAAUUAUUAAUUUUCUCCCAAAAAGAAGCACCAAUUUCAAACAGCAAACUCGUUCGUCGUCGAUUCAACACUUAGAAGAGAAAUACAGACAAACCAAAGCGUUGUGUCGAUCCAAGAAGUUACCCAAAGAUGUUAACAGAACUGGAGUCUUUGCAUGCAAUGAAUUGGAUCUUAAAGAAGUUAAUAUUUAUGGAUUUGAUUAUGAUUACACUCUUGCCCUUUAUAAACCAACUAUGGAUUAUUUAUUGUAUAACUUAGGGAGGCAGAUACUCAUUGAACAUUACAAGUAUCCUAGAGAGAUAUCUCAGCUUGAAUUCAUUCCUGAUUUUGCUAUUCGUGGUUUACAUUAUGACAUAGAAAAAGGAAUCUUAUUAAAAUUAGAUUCAUUCUUACAAAUCCAGCUGGGAUCUGUUUAUAGAGGCCUAACACCUUUAUCUGAUGAAGAAGUUUUGGAUCUUUAUAAAAAUAGGAUUAUUCCUAUUGCUUAUGUCGAAGGAACUAUUAAAGGAGAAAAAAACAAUAAAAGUAAAAUGAUACAAUUAGCAGAUUUAUUUUCCGUACCAGAAAUGGGUUUAUUAUGUAACGUAACGGAUUAUUUCGAAAGGAAUCACAUCGAUUAUCACCCAGAAAUUUUAUUCCGCGAUGUUCAAGAUUCACUUUUUGAUGCUCACUUAGAAAUGCAUAGAGUGGUACCGGAAAACGUCGCGCAUUAUCUUGAAGCGAACAAAAAUCUUCGGUUGUUUUUCGACCGACUAAAAGCAGCUAAUAAGAAACUUUUCGUUGUUACAAAUAGUCCGUAUAAAUUUGUAAAUAGAGGUAUGGAUUUUUUGGUAGGUCCGGAUUGGAAAACUUAUUUUGACGUAAUCAUCGUUCAAGCGAGAAAACCCCGAUUUUUCACCGAUGUAUCAAGACCGAUUCGUAUUUACGACGAACGAAGUGGAAUCCACAUUUGGGAUCGCGUUAUUAAGCUACAAAAGGGCGUUAUUUAUUAUGAAGGUACUGUUAAACAAUUACAAGAACUUACAGGUUGGAGGGGUCAUCAAGUAUUAUAUUAUGGAGAUCAUCCGUAUAGUGAUUUAGCUGAUGUUACUUUAGAACAUGGGUGGAGAACUGGGGCUAUAAUUCCCGAAUUAACACAUGAAAUCGAAACGUUAAAUAAUCGCGAAUUUAAGGAAAAUGCAAAUUGGUUGCACAUGUUGACACAAUUAAUUGAAGAUCACCAAGAUUGUGAGGGUAAAGAAGAGCAAUAUGUGUUGGCAAAGUGGAUGGCUGAAAGGGAUGAGCUCCGUUUUAAGAUAAAGACGGUGUUUAACGCGCAAUUCGGGAGUGUUUUCCGAACGUACCACAACCCGUCCUAUUUUUCACGGCGGCUUUUCCGGUUUGCAGACAUCUACACAUCGAACAUAACAAAUUUGUUGAACUACUCGGUUAAUCAUACGUUUUAUCCGAGGCGAGGCGUAAUGCCUCACGAAUACAUAUCGUAUUUUGUAUAGGUUCGUUUGAUUGUUAUUGUAUUUUUCUUAAAAUAUGGAAAUUUAAGAUGUAUAGUAAAAUUGAAUUUUGUGUUCAGAAGUGCCUAAAAGUAAACGGCUGUGUUGUAUCAUACAUUUAUUUGGGAGAAAAGAAACUAAAAAUAAAAUCAAGAAGCUUUCUUUCAGUA
This is a messenger RNA of Onthophagus taurus, 1884 nucleotides long. It is a transcript of the gene Nt5c, whose product is annotated as 5' nucleotidase C. The record is from RefSeq and is a predicted model, not a curated record. Gene Ontology annotation, molecular function: 5'-nucleotidase activity. Lineage: Eukaryota; Metazoa; Arthropoda; Insecta; Coleoptera; Scarabaeidae.